UCAGUGAAUUCUUCGCUUUAGCACAAUACGAAAAUAGUAAAGAGGACGUCAAAGCACAGCAGCAUUUAUGUGGGAGAAGCCCAAACUGCAUAACUAUUUCGGAGAAUCGAAAUUGUCUUCCGGGUGGAGGAAGAUCCUGCACACAAACAGUGAACCGGUUGUGGCAGGGUUUUCUGGGGUCAACUUCGUGACACCGAUCUCAUUUUUCUCCUUCUCUAGGGUUAGGAAGCGAUAAGAAGGCAGGUGACUUUGUGCGCUAUUGUGUCGCGUCGUUGAGGCGAUCCCGGACGCCACGCCCCGGCCCGGACAGGUUAUCUCCCAUAUGGGAGCCGCCAACCGGGGAAAAAAGCAAGGGAAGUCCAGGCAAGCAUGGGUAAUCACCAUAUUCACUCACUGAGGACGUAACUGAGGCCACUGACGUCAGAAUAACGUUCGUCUCCGCGUAUAUAAAGACUCCACACCUCAGCUUCGGCCACAAACAUUCAGCCUCCGACAGCAAAGAUGGUUCGACAGCUGGUGGAGGUGGUCGUCGUAGCAGUGUUGGCGGGGUGGGCUGCGGCGAAGCCCGGCUGUUACUCCUGCAGUUAUUCAAGCCACUCAAGUCCUCCUGGUAAAUCCGGCCACUCUGGUCACCCUGAAAAAUUCGGCCACUCCGGCUCCUCUGGUCACCCCGGAAAUUUCGGACACUCCGGCCAUGCCAGUUUCGGUAAUGUCGGCCGGCCAGGAGGGAACGGGUUCGGGUCUGCUGGAGCCCUCGCGCAGGCCGGAAGUUUCGCGUUUAGCAGCAGCAGCAGCUUCAGCAACGCUCAGAGCUACGCCAACAGCCACGCCAACAGCCACGCCCUCAGCUUCGCCAACAGCCACGCCCCGAACCAGGGUCUGAACCAAGGCCCGAGCCAUGGCGGAAACAAAGGCGGAAGCGGGCGCGGCAGACAUCAGGGAGGAAGGCCCAAUAUAGGUCAUCCAACUGGGUGUCCUAAUUGCGGCUGCGGUGGCUGUGGCGGCUCCUGCGGCUGGUGCGGCGGUAACUACGGCCGCAAGAAAAGGAGCAUCGACGGCUUGAUGAACAGCACCAACGUCCAGAGCCUGUAUGACGCCAUCUCGUCCGAGGACAAGGACCAGUGUGGGCUGCGGCUGGUGUGCGAGCUGGCGCAGCGCGACCCGCGGGACCUGGCCGAGGACGAGGUGCAGAUCCUCCUGCCCUACAGGGGCGCCGGGGAGAGCGACGGCAGCAUGUACGGCCAGUACGACGAGGCGGCGUGGCACGGGCAGGAGGGCCACGCGUGCCCUGAACACUACCCGCUGUGCGCCUUCACCGCCCAGCAGAUCAUGGACGAGUACAGGAAGGGCGUUGCUGCUUCAGCCAAUGAAAACUGAAGACUUUUUGCUUUUUAUUCCAAAAUUUAACAAGAAACGCUCGCAAAAGUUCUUGUGAUAAUAUUUUAGGUACAGUCUCUACCUCGGAUCAUGUUAUUCCUUUUAGAGAAUAAAUUAAUGCAAAGCACGCCCA
Eriocheir sinensis (Chinese mitten crab) is the source of this 1510-nucleotide messenger RNA. RefSeq lists its product as uncharacterized. The transcript is spliced from 5 exons. The record is from RefSeq and is a predicted model, not a curated record. Bases 502 to 1377 code for a protein of 291 amino acids. Lineage: Eukaryota; Metazoa; Arthropoda; Malacostraca; Decapoda; Varunidae.